AUGCAGUCAUUUCGCCAGUACCGCAACCUGCGUCGCGACCUGGAACAGAGCGUCAAGUUGCACAGUCCCUACGAGGCGGCCGGCGAUCGUCACGACCAGCCGACCGGCGACAUCCUUGAAGAUGCAGACGACGCCAUCUUGGAGCGGCAGCUCUCCUCGGACGACCCCGAAAAGGCCAGGGCCGCGGCCAACAACCACAUCGUCCUUCACACCGGUCAGCGCGCGACUGUCCCCGGCAUCGAUGUCCGCCGGAUGCCCGACAUAUUCGAGCUCCUUGAGAGCAAUCAGGUCUUCAUCGUGGGUUACGAUGGCCCCAAAGACCCUCUGAACCCCAAGAAUUGGUCACUGAGGCGCAAAUGGGGAUGUCUGGGGAUCGUGGGUACCACGGGCUUCCUCGUCGGAUGGUGCUCGUCCAUCGACUCAGGCGUCAUCAAGCAAGGGCAAGAGGCUUUUGGGGUGAGUGAGGUCACUGAAUCUCUGGCCACGGCUCUCUUCCUCUUUGCCUUCGGCUUCGGCGCUCUCUUCUCCGGACCCUUCUCAGAGACCGUGGGACGCAAUCCGGUGUACAUUGUGACGCUGUCACUGAUGAUGGUUUUUAUCAUGGCAUCCGGCUUGGCGCCGAAUCUGGGAGCACAGCUGGCUUUCCGCUUCCUCGCCGGACUCUUCGGCUCGACCCCAAUGACGACCUUCGGAGGCAGCAUGUCAGAUAUAUUCGAUCCUAUGGCCCGCACGUACGCCUUCCCCGUCUGCUGCACGCUCUCGUUCACUGGCCCUUUCCUCGCCCCCAUGGUCGGCGCCUUCAUCGGCCAGAGCAGUCUGGUCAGCUGGCGGUGGUCGGAAUGGAUCUCCCUAAUCCUCGCUGGCCUCAUCACCUCGCUCAUCAUUCUUUUUGUGCCCGAAACGUACGGGCCCAUCCUGCUCCAGUGGAAGGCCCGUCACCUGCGCGACAUCACUGGCGACCAGCGCUUCGUUGCCGAGAUCGAACUGCGGCAGACCUCGCUCGUGACGCGCAUGUUGCAUAGCUGCUCCCGCCCCUUCCACAUGUUCUUCCGCGAAAUCAUGGUGACCCUUUUCACCAUGUACCUGGUGGUUGUCUAUAUUGUCCUCUUCGGCUUCCUGACGGGGUACGAGUUCAUUUACGGAGACACGUACGGCUUCUCCCAGGGCUCCGUCGGCCUCGCCUGGAUCGGCGUCAAUGUCGGCUUCCUCCUCGCCUUUGCGCUGGUGCCGCACAUCUACUUCUCCUACCAAAAGCGGCUUCGGGCUGCCCAGGCAGCCGGGCACGACCACCUCCCGCCCGAGGAGCGGCUGUGGUACGCCAUGUACGGGGCGCCCUGGCUGCCAAUCUCGCUCUUCUGGAUGGGCUGGACGAGCUAUCCGUCGGUGUCGUACUGGUCGCCGCUGGUGGCCUCGGUGGCGUUUGGUUUUGCCGUCCAGGGCAUCUUUAUCUCCAGCUACGCCUACCUGAUUGACACGUACGAGCUCUAUGCCGCCAGCGCGCUCGUCAGCGCCACCUUCUUUCGCUACCUGGCUGCAGGUGCGUUGGUGAUUGUCUCCAUCCCCAUGUAUGGCAAUCUGGGGGUGCAUUGGUCGCUUACCCUGCUGGGCUGCAUCUCCCUCCUCAUGACUCCUGUGCCCUAUGUAUUCUAUUGGUAUGGCUCUCGAAUCCGUCAGCGCACGAGUAAGGCCGCCACGAAGGAUUGA
Messenger RNA from Exophiala dermatitidis NIH/UT8656, 1704 nucleotides. RefSeq names its product MFS transporter, DHA1 family, multidrug resistance protein. Gene Ontology annotation, molecular function: transmembrane transporter activity. Bases 1 to 1704 code for a protein of 567 amino acids. Lineage: Eukaryota; Fungi; Ascomycota; Eurotiomycetes; Chaetothyriales; Herpotrichiellaceae. The record is from RefSeq and is a predicted model, not a curated record. The transcript has a single exon. Gene Ontology annotation, biological process: transmembrane transport.